Messenger RNA from Amphimedon queenslandica, 3807 nucleotides. RefSeq names its product myosin-2 heavy chain-like. The record is from RefSeq and is a predicted model, not a curated record. The transcript is spliced from 22 exons. The coding region runs from base 50 to 3736 and encodes 1228 amino acids. Lineage: Eukaryota; Metazoa; Porifera; Demospongiae; Haplosclerida; Niphatidae.
ACCCUUUACUCUGCAGCAGCAACACACCCUCUGGAAAGGAGCUGUAGUCAUGUUGAGACAGAAGAAGCAUGGCAGCAGAGAGGGAUUAUCUCAAGACUUUAGCCAGCAGUUGAAAGAAAUCAAAUCUGAUCUGACAAAAGAUGGAGUCAAAUGGGACAGCUCUUCACCUGAAACCAAUCUCAUUAACUUGUGGAAGAAAUACAAGAGGACUCACUCCAGACUGGAGGAGUCGUUUGAAGAGGUGAAGACGAUCAAGACACAGCAAAGGAAGCAGAAUGAAGAGAUGCAGCAAUACCUGACCAACAUCAAGCAACUCCAAAAAGGAAAGAACGACCACGUCCAGCAGAUGAUGGGAGAGAUAAGAGACCUGAGAGAUAAAGUGCAGCAGUCAGAGAAAGAGCGGGAAGCUUACUUUAAACAGCAUCAGGCAAUCACUGACCUCCUGGUCACAGAAGAAUCCAAUGAAUUUGACACAUUUAAAAAAGUACAGGAGCUAGUGAAAGAGUGCAGUAGCCUUCGAGAGACACUUUCAGCAACUAAAGAGAACCUAGGCAGAACUGAAGAGGAGAAGAAGUAUUUGGAGGAAGAGACUGGGAGGUCUUUGGAAGCACUUGAAGAGGAUUUAACAAGAAAAAGGGAGGAGGUGGUGUCAGUGCUUAAAGAGGAGAAGGAGACGUUGAUUAAAGAUAACACUGAGCUAGUACUGGAGAGAAAUGAGCUCAGUAAGGAGGUGGAAGAAUUAAAGGAGAGAGAAAGAGAGAGAGAAUCCAUUAUGGAGUCAAUCUCAAAGCAGCAGGCAAGACUACAAGAAGAACUCAAGCAAUUAAUGGAGAGUUUUGAAGAGAAGAAAAUGAAUCUUGAAGAAGCAUUAACAGCAAAAAGAUUAACACAAGAAGCUCUCAAAAUAUCAGAAGAAACUGUUGAAAAAAACAAAGAAAUUAUCAGGAAACUUUUGGAAGAAGUUGAAUCAAAGGAAGUUGAAAUAAAAUCUUUCAAAGAAAUGAAGACGUCACUUCUGAAAGAGAUCGAUGUACUUACUUUAAAGAAACAAGAAAAGGAGACCAAAGAGAAAGAGUUACAGGAAAAAUAUGAAAGAACAGCAGCUCAGCUUGACAAAGUUGAAACAGCAAUGAAUGAAUCUCAGGCAAGCAAUGAAACUCUAAAGGCAGAACUGUGCAGUCUUGAAUUGAAACUAUCAACCAUGAGGGAAGAGAUGGAGAGUACAAAGACUCAAGGAGUGAUGCUGACAACAAAGAUGGAAAGAGAAUCUGAAGAGAAGAUACAAAAAAUGGUUGAUAAUUUAGAAGCAGCAGAAAGAGAGAAAAGAAGAUUGAUAGGAGAGAAAGAACAGCUACUGAUCGAAAAUGACGACAUGAAGAGAGAGAGAGUUCAAAGUGAUAACAAAAUAAAUGAACUUGAGGCAAAAUUGGAGGGAAAAGAGGAAGAAAUACAGGAGCAACUGGAAACAAUGGAGACAGAGAGAGCAGCGAUCAAGAAGAAAAUGACCUCAUGCAAGAACUUACUUGAUGGAAUAGCAGAAAAGGGAAGAGACAUGAUGAGUCUUGUCAGUAAAAGAGAUGAGGAAUUGUGCAGUAAAGCACAGGGUAUUGAGACACAACUUCAGGAAUUAACAGAAAAGAUUCAAAGGUAUGGAUUUAGAGUAAGAGAGAGAAAGGAAGAGGACAAGAAAUUCAAGGAAGCUCAGGAAGAAGUUGAAAUAAGAAUAACUGAAACAAAUGAAGAGAAAGAGAGACUGAGAGAGGGACUGGAGAAUAUAAAAGAAAAGAAUAAAUUACUUGAAGAGAAUGAAGCAGAACUCAAAGAGAAAAUCAGCACACUAGAAGAAGAGAAAGUUGCUGUUAAAAGUUCUGCUGACAAAGCAAUUAAUGAGAUGCAUCAAGAAAUAACAUCACUCAAAAUACAGCUGCAGGAAAAGAGUAAAGAGGCAGAGUGCUUAACAGAAGAACUGAGUUCAGCCUCAAAAGCAGCUGCACAAUCACAGACGAGUCUACUAACCCUAACCUCACAACUGCAAGGACUGCAAAGUGAACUAACUGACAGUCAAACUGGUCAUGAUAAUUUGUCAAGAAGGAAUAGCAGCCUUGGAGCUGAACUGACAGCAAAACAAGAAAUGAUAAAGACACUACAAAGAAAAUCAAGAGAAGAGAAAGCCAACUUAGAAUCACGAGUACAUUCACUAACUCAAGGGAAACAUAUGAUGGAGGAAAAACUGAAAGAAUUGCAGAAACAAAAACAAGCCAUCAAACAAGAAGCAAAUGAGCAACUCCUUCAGUUACAAGAUGAACUGGAAAGAGAAAUUGAAGACAAAAAGACAGUGAUGGAGACAUUGGACAGUACAAGAUCAGCUCUAGCAACUUUAAAGGAAAGUUAUGAUGAAUAUAAGAAGAGAAGAAAUGAAAUGGAAAAAGAAAAUGAAGACCAUAAAAGAGAAAUGGUCACGCUAUCUGAACAACUUAAGAAACUUGAGGGAGUGAAGAAUGCAAACCAAAAACUACUAGGGAAAAUGAGAGAGAAUGAUGAAGAAUUGAACCAACUUAAAGAUACUUACAAAGCAAAGGAAAAGGAGUGUGAUGAUGUCACUAAAGUCCUCAGAGAGUUAGAAAUGAAAUUAAAAAAAGACAAAGAAACAACUCAAAAUGACAGCCUGAAGCUACAAGAAAGAUUGCAACAAUUGGAAGAAGAGCUGGUUUUGACAAGAAAAGAAUUAAAAAUAUCUCAAGAAGAAAGAAGAAUAUUAGAAAAUGAGAAUGAAGAAAAAAAAUCAUCAUUGAUUGAAGUAAAGAAUGAAUUGGAAUCACUGCACACAACAUAUGGACAUUAUGGAAGCAAAGUAAAAGAGUUAGAAACAAAAGCUCAAAUGCAACUAGAAAUGAUAGAAAGUUUAGAGAGAGAGAAAACUCAACUACAAGAAGAAGCUCAAGAAAUUACAACACUUCAAACAAAAACUGAGAAACUUGAAGAACAAUUGACAGAAAAGGAUAGAAUCAUAAAGCAUUUAACUGGUGUUGUGUCUAGCUUGAGGAAAGAACAGCUAGAAACAACUGAAGAGUUAAGUAAGAAUGAAGAAGCAAUGAAGAAACUACACACAAAAGCAGAAAACAAGAUUAGAAAGCUCCAAGAAGAGAUUGGAGAAAGGAGAAAAGAAAAUAGAGACCUGAUGACUAGAAACAAAGAAUUAGAGACAGAACUAGCAGGAACAAGAGAGAAAUGUGAUAGUUUAACUGAAGAAUUGAUUGAAAGCCAACAAUCACUAAUGAUGAAGAAUGAGCACACAAAAGAAAAACUGAAGGAAAGCAAUCAAAGAGCAAAAGCAACCCUGAGCUCAAGGAUAGACAGCGUGUCUCAUGAACUUGUAUCAACACAAAAGAGACUAGAACUGGAGGAACAAUGGAGACUGCAGGCAUCAGGACUACACCAAUCACUGGUAAAGGAAAAGAGUGAAUUACAAGGAAAGAUCAGUGAACUUGAAGAGAAGAUGAGAGAGAAGAACAUCAAAAUAAUUGAACUGGAAGCAUUGAAGGACAGACUAGAAAAAGAAAACAAAAUGAUAGAAGAGAAAUUGAACUCAUCACUUCCAAACUUUAACAACACAACCCCCAAGAGACCAAGUACAGCAAUGGGACGCUAUAGAGGAUUUAAUAACGACUCAUUACUGGAUGUAGUGGAAGAGACCGGGAGAGGAGGAGAGGGUUUUAAAAUGAACAAAACGCAUUAACUAAAAAGAAUAAAGAGAAGUGAGGAAAACAGGUUCCAACAUAAAUAAAAUAAUAAUAAUAACAGGUGAAG